Messenger RNA from Glycine soja, 3231 nucleotides. RefSeq names its product aminopeptidase M1-like. NCBI's taxonomy places the organism in Eukaryota, Viridiplantae, Streptophyta, Magnoliopsida, Fabales, Fabaceae. Gene Ontology annotation, cellular component: cytoplasm. Gene Ontology annotation, molecular function: peptide binding; zinc ion binding; metalloaminopeptidase activity. The record is from RefSeq and is a predicted model, not a curated record. Gene Ontology annotation, biological process: proteolysis; peptide catabolic process. The transcript is spliced from 18 exons. The coding region runs from base 109 to 2811 and encodes 900 amino acids.
AACAGAGGAGGAACAAUCUCUAUAAAUAGUAGUAAAUACCCAUCCAACCUCAGAUUUAACUCUCAACUUGUUUCGUUCCGUGUGAAUUUGUGCAAACACAAUAAACAGAUGGAUCAGUUCAAAGGACAGCCUCGCCUUCCGAAAUUCGUCGUUCCGAAACGCUAUGACAUUAGGCUCAAGCCCGACCUCGUCGCGCACCGUUUUGCAGGUUCCGUCGCCGUCAACCUCGACAUCGUCGCCGCCACCUCUUUCAUCGUUCUCAAUGCCGCCGAACUCGACGUUAGCAACGACGCCGUUUCAUUCACCAACCAAGAUUCCUCCAAGGUUAUUAAACCUUCUCGAGUUGAGUUGUUUGAAAAUGAUGAGAUUCUGGUUUUGGAGUUCCCAGAGGAAUUACCUAUUGGCUUCGGUGUCUUGUCCAUUCGCUUUGAAGGAAUCUUGAAUGAUAGAAUGAAAGGCUUCUACCGAAGUACCUAUGAGCACAAUGGUGAGAAGAAGACUAUGGCAGUUACACAGUUUGAACCAGCUGAUGCCAGGCGAUGCUUUCCUUGUUGGGAUGAACCUGCUUGCAAGGCUACUUUCAAGAUCACAUUGGAUGUGCCUUCAGAGCUCGUUGCUCUUUCCAACAUGCCAAUUGUUGAAGAAAUAACAGACGGAGAUCUGAAAACAGUCUCGUAUCAAGAAUCACCAAUUAUGUCUACAUAUUUGGUUGCGGUUGUUGUUGGUUUAUUUGAUUAUGUGGAAGAUCAUACCUCAGAUGGGGUCAAAGUCCGGGUGUAUUGUCAAGUUGGUAAGGCAAACCAGGGGAAAUUUGCACUUGAUGUAGCUGUGAAAACUUUGGAACUAUACAAGGGUUACUUUGCCACUCCCUACUCGCUGCCAAAAUUGGAUAUGAUUGCAAUCCCUGAUUUCGCUGCUGGAGCCAUGGAGAACUAUGGUUUAGUUACAUAUCGGGAGACUGCUUUGCUAUAUGAUGACCAGCAUUCUGCUGCUGCAAAUAAACAGAGGGUUGCAACUGUAGUAGCUCAUGAACUAGCACACCAGUGGUUUGGCAACCUUGUUACAAUGGAGUGGUGGACACAUUUGUGGCUGAAUGAGGGGUUUGCAACAUGGGUGAGCUAUUUAGCCACUGAUAGCUGUUUUCCUGAGUGGAAAAUAUGGUCUCAAUUUCUUCAUGAAUCUACUGAGGGUCUUAAGCUGGAUGGACUUGCGGAGUCCCACCCAAUUGAGGUAGAGAUCAAUCAUGCUUGUGAGAUUGAUGAAAUAUUUGAUGCAAUAAGUUAUAGAAAAGGUGCAUCUGUAAUUAGGAUGCUGCAAAGCUAUCUUGGUGCCGAAUGCUUUCAGAGGUCGCUGGCUUCAUAUAUAAAAAGACAUGCUUGCUCAAAUGCUAAGACUGAGGAUCUAUGGGCUGCACUUGAGGAAGGAUCUGGUGAACCUGUGAACAAGUUAAUGACCUCAUGGACAAAGCAGAAGGGAUAUCCUGUUGUAUCUGUUAAAAUCAAUGAUCAGAAAUUGGAAUUUAAUCAGUCGCAAUUCUUGUCAAGUGGUGCUCAAGGAGAAGGCCAUUGGAUUGUUCCAAUAACAUUAUGCUUUGGCUCUUAUGAUGUCCACAAGAGUUUCCUCUUGCAAUCAAAAUCUGAAACACAUGAUGUCAAAGAUUUCCUUGGUUCCACACACAAAGGUUUAAAUUGUUGGAUUAAACUUAAUGUGGAUCAGGCUGGUUUCUACAGGGUGAAGUAUGAUGAGCUGCUUGCUGCUAGACUUAGAUAUGCAGUAGAGAAACAACUCUUAUCUGCAUCAGACCGAUUUGGCAUUUUGGAUGAUUCAUUUGCACUUUGUAUGGCUUGCCAGGAAUCAUUGACCUCCUUGAUUAACUUGAUGGGAUCUUACAGGGAGGAAGUUGAUUAUACCGUGUUGUCUAACCUGAUAACUGUAAUGUUAUUUUUCAAAUCUUGUUCAUUCAUUACUUGGGUUAUAUAUGUUGGACAUAAUUCCAAUUCUUUUGUUUGGCAGAUAAGUCUUAAAGUUCAACGUAUUGCAGCUGAUGCAGUACCAGACUUACUAGAAUAUUUCAAGCAGUUCUUUAUUAACCUUUUUCAGUACUCUGCUGAGAGGCUUGGUUGGGAGCCUAAACCAGGAGAGAGUCAUGUAGAUGCAAUGUUGAGAGGAGAAAUUUUGACUGCCCUUGCUAUGUUUGGUCACGAUUUAACACUGGAUGAAGCAAGCAAGCGUUUUCAGGCAUUCUUAGAAAACAGAAAUACACCACUUCUUCCACCUGAUAUAAGAAAGGCGGCAUAUGUAGCUGUAAUGCAACGGGCAAGCAAAUCUAACAGAUCGGGUUAUGAAUCCCUUUUGAAAGUAUAUAAGGAAGCUGACCUAAGUCAGGAGAAAACACGUAUUCUGGGCUCUCUGGCAUCUUCACGUGAUCCAGAUCUAAUUCUUGAAGCUCUAAACUUCAUGUUGUCAUCUGAGGUUCGUAGUCAGGAUGCUGUUUUUGGACUUGCUGUUACCCGGGAAGGACGAGAUGUAGCUUGGGCAUGGCUUAAGGAAAAUUGGGAACACCUCAUAAAAACAUAUGGUUCAGGAUUUUUGAUAACUCGGUUUGUCGGUGCAGUUGUCUCACCGUUUGCUUCCUUUGAGAAGGCCAAGGAGGUAGAGGAAUUCUUUGCUACCCACGCUAUGCCAUCCAUUGCUAGAACGUUAAGGCAGAGCCUUGAGCGGGUCAAAAUCAAUGCAAAUUGGGUUCAGAGUGUUCAGAACGAAAAUAGGCUUGGUGAUGCUAUGAAGGAAUUGGCAUACAGAGUUUACUAGGCUCUUGUCUAGAGCGCUUUUCCAUAAAUAAAAAAAAGAAGUGUGGUGGUAAUUUCAACUUUCUUCUGUCUGUCAAUGUUACCGUCUUUUGCUAAGCAUGGACCUUGCGAGUUGCCUGACAUGGGAAUAAUGUGUGUGCCCUUUUUAAAUCUGCAGUCGUGCGAUUUUGGUUUGAGAUGACAAAAAUACCCUCACUCUUGGAUAUUUGCGGACAAAAUUUCGUAACGGAUAGAAGAUAAAUACUUAAAUGAGUGUUCAUGGAUGAUGAAGACAAAUAUUAGAGUACUUGUUUCGUACAUAUUCAUUAUAAUAAAAUUACAUAAAUGUCUUUGUUUAACUAAGGACUUGUGAGAUUUAAGUAUGUAUCUUAUUAACUUUGGUUUACACUUAUGAAAUUGAAUUAUUUAGUUUUGUGGUCCA